CGUCAUGAUCCGGGUCCCAAAUGCAUGGCUUCCGGUGUUGGCAGUGUUGACUUUUUGAAGAGGAAAAUAGCUUUCCAGGCUUAAAAGGUCCAUCUAUCUGCAUGAAUUGUGGCUCAUCUCGACAUGAAGCUGCACGUCUUGUUGUUGUCGACGCUCCUGUGCUCCGGCACCACGGAGGCCAUCGAGCCAAUCAGCACCAGCAUCGCGGUGGGCAUGGCGGCGGCUUUAACGGGUUUCUUAGCGAGCUACCAGAACAUUUUCUACUACUUCAACGAAUGCUGUCGCCCCGAGUGGAUUUUUUUCAAUAGAACAGGUCUGGAGGCCAGCCUGCAGACUAAACUGUUCGGGCAGCACAUCGCGUCACACAUCAUCCUGAAGGCGGUGAGCGGCUUCAUGAGCAACGACAACCCCAAGAAGCCGUUGGUGCUCUCCCUGCACGGCUGGACCGGCACGGGCAAGAACUAUGUCAGCUCGCUCAUCGCCGAGAGCAUCUACAAGGAGGGAAUGGACAGCAAGUUUGUGCACGUCUUCACGUCCGAGCUACACUUUCCCCACGCCUCUCAGAUGGACACCUACAAGACUCAGCUGCAGCAGUGGAUUAAAGGCAACGUCAGCAGCUGUGCUCAGUCCAUGUUCAUCUUUGACGAGAUGGAUAAGAUGCACCCAGGGCUGAUUGACAGCAUCAAGCCGUACCUGGACUACUAUGACAAGGUGGACGGCGUCUCCUACCGCAAAGCCAUCUUCAUCUUCCUCAGCAACGCUGGAGGCGAGAGCAUCAUACAGACUGCUUUAGAUUUCUGGAACGCAGGUCGGGAUCGAGACGAGAUGGAGCUGAAAGACCUGGAGACGUCGCUCUCUCUGUCUGUGUUCAACAACAAGAGAAGUGAGCUCAUAGAUCCAUGCUUAGAAAUAAUAAGACCAUUGCUAUUCAUUUCAAAUCAACAUUCCAAACCUGUCCCUCAGGCGGUCUGUGGCACACGAGCCUCAUCGACAAGAACCUGGUGGACUUCUUUGUGCCCUUCCUGCCACUGGAGUACCGGCACGUGCUGCAGUGCGCCAAGGCCGCUAUGGAGGCGCGAGGCCUCAAGCCCGACCCCGCUGUGGCCGACAAAGUGGCGAGGGAUUUGGUCUACUUCCCCAAAUCUGAGCGCGUCUUCUCUGUGAAGGGCUGCAAGACCAUAGAGAGCAAGCUGGACUUCUAUACAUAGCGGACACUGCGUACUAAGGAAGCAAGGAAGGGAAGGAGCAUUCGCCAACGACUGCCAAAUCAAGUCAAGCAAGCGGGAGCUGUCUGAACUCACGACGUCAGCAGUGUCGCCAACGUUGACCGACAGACAUCGAUGUCCUCCAAGAAUAUUGAAGUUUUUUUCUAUUUUAAAAAAGUGUUUUAAGAUGUAUACUUUUAGUCCUUUUUCCAGAUACACACGGCUUCAUUCUUUUAUUUAUACGUCCACUGUUGAUAGCUGCUCACAUUUAAGCAGCAACUAAUCAGUGAUUGUUGAUGUAUCCGGACCACUUUGGAGCUUCAUAAAGUCCCAAUACUGCCAAUUAGUGAAUUAAUUAACAGGAGAUGAAAGCUUUGCUGCUUUCCAAAACGUCUGUUGUUUCAUCAUCAUCUUCAGGCCCCCCAAGUUCUAAAGUGUACACGGACAUCACAUCUUUUUGUUUCACUUGCUCCAGAAGGUGAACUGGUGAGCAUAGUGAAAAUAAAAACAUGAGCUUUUCUUCCUUUUAACAAGGUACUCACGUGUUUACUUCAACAUCAACUUUAUUCACAUCAAAAGGCUUCCUCUCAGUGUCCAUCGUUGCCAGAAGUCCUCAUGUCUCGCUGCUUCAGCAGGCACAGGUUUUUUUUGUUUAAUUUUUUUUUUUUUUUUUUUUUUUUAAAGAGUCUUAAACAAGCAGAACUGCAUUAAUGCAGCCGUCGUUCUCAGGGUUGUUCGUCACCUGGGCGUAUUUACCUGAGAAAGUCAAGAAACAUGUUCAGUCAGUUUGUUUCACUUGGUGUACUGAGAAAAAUGUAGUGAUGGUGAAAAGAAGCUUGAUGAAGCACUCCAGACAAAUGGUUUGCUCUUGGUUCAAGGCUCCAUGGUGCCGUCAGCUGGUAAAGAUACCAUACCGUCAACAGUUUAAAAUGAUAUACAGUACAGAUGUCCUUCGCUAUAAUCACGGUUCCAAUAUCGCUCCCACACAUUGCAAUUUAAAAAAAAAUUUAAUGAUGGCUAUUUUGUGGUUGACUACGACCUGUUAGUCCAAAAAAUAUUGAAAGACAAGUUCUACGUAGUAUUGUGGUCACUAGGCAUCAGUAAUGUUAUGAGCCAUGAUGUUAGAUUACGUCACCUUUCACACUGCAUGUAGACUGGCUACUGAGCCAGCAGACAUGCCAUGGUUGACACGGACAUGCACACGCUCUGAGCAGCCAGUGUAAUGCCACGGAGGUCUCUGGCAAACCUUAUGCACUUUUCAAACGGCGCAGCACUGGCGUUUCAGGUGGAUAAGGUUUCUUGUGCUCAUCACGGAGCAUCGGGUACAACUAGUACGCAACAUGUCUUCCUCAGUAAGGGAAGCGUUUACAAGUGAGGGGAAGUUACGACAGGCCAUUAACGUUAGAGGCAGGAGAAAAGGAGCGCUUUAUUUUCUCACCCGCACAGUACAGUUGAAAAGGCGUAGUGGCUGCUUUAGAGUUGGGACACCGUGGAAAGACUCCGGUCAGAGAAUCAUUUAAUCAUAUUUAUUAUGUAGGUGGAUGAGCUCUUUUAGGAAUGUAUAUGUGUGGUCUUGUUGAGUCACACAAAGGAUGGACACUUUACACUCCACAUGGGAAGCAAGAUCAAAGUAGCAAACUGCUACCAGUGCUCAGCUUGUUCUUUUUCUAAGAAGGUUGCAUUCAAGUGCAUCACGUACCUCCCAGGCACAAGUUGCUGCUGCGUUCUUGGACAUCACAGAAAAAUGCUACAAAUGUUCUGCUUAUUAGAGACAUCAAUGUCUCACAAACAGACUUUCAGACAGUACGGAUAACCUUGCCUCAUUGGAGUGUUAAAAAAAAAUCUUUUCGGAACUAUUUUUAAUGUUAUUGGAUUUAUUGGUGUAACGUCAUAAUUCCCUCAUAUCGGCAUUCAUGCAAGCCUUGGCACAUCUCAUGACAUCACUAGAAAAACCUAAUAAUUUGGGUUAGCGUUGGGGUGAGCAAACAGUGUAAGGAAUAUCUUGUAUCAGCUACUUUACAAGCAACCCACAAAAGGAGCAUAGCGCCCUCUGUGGUUGUGGAGGUUGACUGUAGCUAACCAAAAUCUGCUUACCCCACACCACUUUUCCUCCUUGCGUGACCAAGCCCAGCUCACUGACGUUGACCUCGAUGACCGUCCCCUUGGUGAUGACCCCCAGCGAGGUGUAUAGGGGGGAGGAGGGGUUCUUUUUCACUCCCAGGAUGGGCAGGCAGAAGGUGGCCUUCAGCUCGGGGUGCGUGACGUGAGCCUUCUUGAAGCGCAGGCCCUGGCGUCACACAUUGAGGACAAGCAAAUGUGAUGCUUUGAGGAGGCGAGGCCAUUUCAGCUUCUUCUUCAUACAUAAGACAUUUACUAUAUUUUCCCCUCAUUUUUGGGUUAAAUUUUAUUUCUCCACUGUGCCACAGGCCACAAAUGGCCCCUUGCCAUACACUGGACAUGCCUGCUUUUUAUAACUCUAGAUUCCUUUGUCAGUAGCGAACGCAAAACUGAAGUCAGUGAAAUGCAGCAUAAUGUGUACCUGGAGAGCAGCAAAGGGUGUAAAAAAAAAAAUGCAUGCACAGUACAAAAAUGUGUACAUGUUGGCAGGUUUGCCUUCAUGGAGGUGUGUGCGCUCACCAUGGGUCGGAUGAAGCGCUCAUAUUUGGGAGGUUUCCGGGUGAAGCCGUCGCCCACAAAGCAGACUUUGGUCACCAUUCUCUUCCACGCUUUCUUCUGUCUCUUUCCCGUGCGGAUGACUUUGAGCACUUCCGUCUCUCCUUGUGCUCGCACCUUUGGCAGCGGUACUUCCCAUUUGCCCUGGACACAGGACACACUGGAGGUUAAAACAAGACGCAAAAGGUGGCUGAGGAGGCAGACCUGAAGCUCGCACUCACCGCCUUCUCUUUUCUCUUCUGCUUGAUCAUGUUAGAGAGGACUUUGGCUCUGGACUGACCCUCUCGGUCCAGCAGGUAGGCUGGAACGGCGCCCUGUGGUGUCUUGUCGUCGUUCUUCUGCUUAGUCUUCCUCUGCUCGUGCAUUUUGAUGCUGCGCAGAGGCACACUGUGAGCAACAGCACGGCCAAAACGGCAACCUCGUUCAUACUCACGUCUUCUUCAUCUGGAUCUUCUCGGCGUGCCUCUGCUUGUGGUACAGUUUGGCCUUGAGGCCGAUCAUCUUCCUGGCUUUAUGUGACCGCUCGUGGGCUUCGCGGCUCUCCUUCUUCCUCUUCUUCUCGUGGUGGUUUAGGCGGUAGCCAUGCCGCUUGCGGUGCAGCUCAAUGUGCUCGUUCUGAGGCUGUGGAAGGAUCACAACAACAAUUUACAUCUGCAGCUGAUGGAUGAGAUCCUUUUUACAUCCAAGUAAAUUGGUGGAAUAAAAUUGCUAAUAAACAUUUAAAUGAUGUAGAUAAACAUGGGCAGCGUGCAUGCAUAUUCAUUAGGCAAAUGAAUAUUUUGAGCAUACACAUUUUAAAAAAAAAUACACAUUCCUAAACUGUAGAAACUUGAAUGUUUGGACUUAAACAUAUGUAGUGAUGUUUAUGUGUGUAAAAGAAGCUAUAAUAAAGAAGCCAACUAUCUUAAGUA
Messenger RNA from Dunckerocampus dactyliophorus (ringed pipefish), 4789 nucleotides. It is a transcript of the gene tor1, whose product is annotated as torsin family 1. Gene Ontology annotation, molecular function: ATP binding; ATP hydrolysis activity; kinesin binding. The record is from RefSeq and is a predicted model, not a curated record. Gene Ontology annotation, cellular component: endoplasmic reticulum; endoplasmic reticulum lumen; nuclear envelope. Gene Ontology annotation, biological process: protein localization to nucleus; nuclear membrane organization. Bases 124 to 1164 code for a protein of 346 amino acids. The transcript is spliced from 4 exons. NCBI's taxonomy places the organism in Eukaryota, Metazoa, Chordata, Actinopteri, Syngnathiformes, Syngnathidae.